AUGCGGCGUCUGACUCGCCGCCUGGUGCUGCCGAUCUUCGGGGUUCUCUGGAUCACCGUGCUGCUGUUCUUCUGGGUAACCAAGAAGAAGUUGGAGGUGCCGGCGGGACCUGAAGUGCAGACCCCCAAGAUUCCGGAUGCUGACUGGGAUGACCUAUGGGACCAGUUUGAUGAGCGGCGGUAUCUGAAUGCCAAGAAGUGGCGCGUCGGUGAUGACCCCUAUAAGCUGUAUGCUUUCAACCAGCGGGAGAGCGAGCGGAUUGCCAGCAGCCGGGUGGUCCCAGACACUCGCCUUUUCAGAUGCACCCUGCUGGGGUACUGCACGGACCUCCCUCCCACCAGCAUCAUCAUCACCUUCCACAACGAGGCCCGCUCCACCCUGCUCAGAACCAUCCGCAGCAUAUUAAACCGCACCCCUAUGAAUCUCCUCAAGGAAAUCAUAUUAGUCGAUGACUUCAGCAGUGACCCCGAGGACUGCAGACAGCUCCUCAAGCUACCCAAGGUGAAAUGCUUACGCAAUAACGAGCGGCAAGGUCUGGUGCGGUCCCGGAUCCGGGGUGCCGAUGUUGCCCAGGGCACCACCCUGACUUUUCUCGACAGCCACUGUGAGGUGAACAGGGACUGGCUCCAGCCCCUGCUGCACAGGGUCAAAGAGGACUACACGCGGGUGGUGUGCCCCGUGAUCGAUAUCAUCCACCUGGACACCUUCAACUACAUCGAGUCGGCCACGGAACUUAGAGGGGGGUUUGACUGGAGCCUCCAUUUCCAGUGGGAGCAGCUCACACCAGAGCAGAAGGCUCGGCGCCUGGACCCCACUGAGCCCAUUAGGACUCCAAUCAUAGCUGGAGGGCUCUUCGUGAUGGACAAAUCCUGGUUCGACUACCUGGGGAAAUAUGACAUGGACAUGGACAUCUGGGGCGGGGAGAACUUCGAAAUCUCCUUCAGGGUGUGGAUGUGCGGGGGCAGCCUAGAGAUCGUCCCCUGCAGCCGAGUGGGCCACGUCUUCCGGAAGAAGCACCCGUAUGUUUUCCCAGAUGGAAAUGCCAACACGUAUAUAAAGAACACCAAGCGGACAGCUGAGGUGUGGAUGGAUGAAUACAAGCAGUACUAUUAUGCUUCCCGGCCGUUCGCCCUGGAGAGACCCUUUGGAAAUAUUGAGAGCAGAUUGAACCUGAGGAAGAACCUGCAGUGCCGGAGCUUCAAGUGGUACCUGGAGAACGUCUAUCCGGAACUCAGAGUACCCAAGGACUCCUCCAUCCAGAAGGGCAGCAUCCGACAGAGGCAGAAGUGCCUAGAGUCUCAAAAGCAGAAAGACCAAGAGAUCUCCAACCUCAAGUUAAGCCCCUGUGUCAAGACUGAAGACAAGGAUGCAAAGUCCCAGAUCUGGGCCUUCACAUACACCCAGCAGAUCCUCCAGGAGGAGCUGUGCCUGUCAGUCAUCACCUUGUUCCCUGGCGCCCCGGUGGUUCUUGUCCUUUGCAAGAAUGGAGAUGACAGACAGCAAUGGACCAAGACUGGUUCCCGCAUCGAGCAUGUGGCAUCCCACCUCUGCCUAGACACAGACAUGUUUGGCGAUGGCACUGAGAACGGCAGGGAGAUCGUUGUCAAUCCGUGUGAGUCCUCACUUAUGAGCCAGCACUGGGACCUGGUGAGCUCUUGAAGAUCCGUGUCGGAACCGGCGGGGGCCGUGGAGUGGUGCUUCCCCGGAUGAGAAUCGGACUGGAAACCAGGCUGCAGGCAGCCCCGAACUACUGCAGAAGCCCUGAAUGGGGAGGCGAAGGCAGAGCCCCCCCCAGGACAGGAACGGCUGUCAGGGAGGAUGCAGGAAGAGACUCCAAGCAAAGAGCAACUCAGAGACAGACAGAUCCCCGUGUUCUCAAGGCCGUUAAGUUCCAGUCCUGGCUGGGUCUGCCCCUGCACGGUACCUGGAGGCAGAGAUCCGAUGGGAAGUGUUGAUGUGGUUCCCUGUCUUAACGAAAGAGGCCAGAGAGAGCAGCCUUCGUCGUCACUAGGCCAGGACUCGACUGAGAGACGAAGGGCGGAGGUGCUUUUCAAAACAAAUAAAGGAACCGUGGAAGUUC
Messenger RNA from Lagenorhynchus albirostris (white-beaked dolphin), 2080 nucleotides. It is a transcript of the gene GALNT14, whose product is annotated as polypeptide N-acetylgalactosaminyltransferase 14. Bases 1 to 1659 code for a protein of 552 amino acids. Gene Ontology annotation, cellular component: Golgi apparatus. The record is from RefSeq and is a predicted model, not a curated record. NCBI's taxonomy places the organism in Eukaryota, Metazoa, Chordata, Mammalia, Artiodactyla, Delphinidae. The transcript has 15 exons.